Nymphaea colorata (pocket water lily) is the source of this 2389-nucleotide messenger RNA. Its product is annotated as protein ELC-like. Gene Ontology annotation, molecular function: ubiquitin binding. Gene Ontology annotation, cellular component: ESCRT I complex. Lineage: Eukaryota; Viridiplantae; Streptophyta; Magnoliopsida; Nymphaeales; Nymphaeaceae. Gene Ontology annotation, biological process: protein modification process; endosome to lysosome transport; protein transport. Bases 225 to 1223 code for a protein of 332 amino acids. The transcript has a single exon. The record is from RefSeq and is a predicted model, not a curated record.
AUAAAAUUCAACUUUCUUAACAUUGACGCAAUCAAUUGUAAACGAGAGCAGUCAUGUUUUUUUAAGCAAACUUCAUCUAAAACCUGUUGCAGACGAUAAACUAAGCUUGGUAUCGCAGAAGCGUGGAGUCGGUAGAGGUUGGUGGUCAGUAGUUGCAGAGCAUCUCCCUUUAAAAAUUUUCCCACGUUACUACCAUAUGGCACCUCUCUCUCUCUCUGAGAGCCAUGGCUCCAUCUGCAGCGCAGUUCAUAGCCACGGCCUUCGCCGGAAGUGGCCCAUUCUCCCUCUGCUACCCCGACCACAAGUGCAAGCGGCUCAUCAUCUCCCACCUCCUCUCCCUCUUCAACGAGUUCCCUUCCCUUUCCCCUCGUGCCUCCCACUUCACCACCGACGACGGCGCCACCUUCUACCUCCUCGUCGCCACAGGCACCAUCGCCGCCACUCCUCUCACCAUUUGGCUCCUUCCCACUUACCCUUCCGGACCCCCUCUCGUCUACGUCUCUCAAACCGCCGCCGCCGCCAUAACUGAGGACCACCCUUUCGUGAACAGCGCCACCCGCGCUGUCUUCACCCCUUACCUUCUCACCUGGUGCCACCGUCGAGCCAACCUCGUCGGCCUCGUCCGCAACCUUCAGCGCGUAUUCCACCUAUAUUCACCUCUCCUCCCCACCACCACCACCAACGACUCCGCUGCUACCACUACUACAGGUUUCAGCCUCUCACUUCCUUCUCACGUCUCGAAGCAAGAGGCCAUCGACCGGCUGGCGCUCGCGCUCAUCUACGACAUCUCCGGCUUCCGCCGGCAAGUCAUUGCCGAAACCAACGAUCUGUUGAACCAGCGAUCUGACCUCGAAGACCGCCGCAAGCGGCUGGAAGAUGGGAUCAAGGAGCUCGAGCACGAGAAUCUGAGGCUCGAGGAGAGGAUGGGACUGAUGAACUCACAGAUACACUCCCUGCAGAAAUGGUUGGAAGAGAGGAAGGAGGUCCGAAGCGGGGAGAUGGAGGUGGAGAAGAUCUUCGAGUGCGUGGACAGGAAGUCGAGAGUGGUGCUGGAGAGCUCUGCUGCUGAUCUAGCCAUAGAAGACGUGAUGCAGAAAUUGGACAGAGCAUUGCAGGAAGGGCUGGUGGAGUUGAGUGUGUACAUGAAGCUUGUCCGAUCUCUUGCCAGGGAGCAGUUCUACUGCAUUGUGGAUUGCACCAAGAUCUUGCAACCUCAGAACUAAGGUUUCACCGCUGCUCUCGCCGGAGUUCAGGACGGAGGGGGGAGACUGAAGGAUCUGCAAGUCCUUUCUCCUGUUCAUUGGAGAACUCAGGACCACUGAACGGUCUACUGCUGCUCAAACAAUAGUUCACCACCGGAUUUUCCCCUUUGGCUAUUGAAUUAUCCUUCAAGAUUAUGAUCAUGUCACUGUCAGCAAAGCAAUCAGAGAACAAGCAGAUCCCUUUUGAGGUACCCAUUGAUUUCUUGCUGAUCCAAACUUGGCGUUCAAUCUUCUUGUCAAUUUGUCUGUUAUAAGCACAACUGCUACAGGCUGAAACCGGGAUGAGUGAUCUCACAGCAGCAUUUUCACCUUCAUCCUAGUGAAAUUUCUUUUAAUGAUGUCCUUCUCCAAUUGGACUACGGCAGUGCUUACUUCCAAGUUCCAAGUAGUCUUGUACCAAAAUUUUUUAGAAUGAUGUCAAUUUGUUAACAUUUAUAUCAAGCAUGAUUGAGGAUACCAAUGCUAACUAAAUGCUUGUUAAAAAGAGAACCAAAUCCACAUCUAUCCCAUGGAGUCAAAGGCUUCCUGGAGCAAAGGGGAGAUCAGACAUGAAGAAGAAUCGGUCAACAUGUGAAACCAAUCAAUUUCAAGAAAACGUGUCCAACACCAUGAAGUUGACAAGCUCGUAUGUUCAUUCAACUCACUUGUAUUCUCGACCAACAUCCACGAAGGUGCAGUUGGAGGUCAUUUACACCGAGUAUCACGACAACAUAUUUCGUGUUAGGAUGAAUCAUGCUGUUGACCAAUUCAUAGCUAGAAAGUGCUUUAUUAAGAAAUAUAUUCCCACAGAUGCCUCUGCAAUAGUCAAGUCGUGCCGGAUAUCUCCUUCUUUCAACCCUAUUCACAAUUUCAUCUGUAACUUCCAACAUGUCUUUUUCAUGAAGAUGUGUAAUCAAAACCGUAUCUCAUUUACAAAAUGAAAAGUACCACUUACAUAUGCCUGUUACAAAGAGAACACCAUAGUAGGUAACCUGUCGGAGAAGAGGAAAACAACGGCAUCACUAGCGGAGAAGCUGCAAGUUUUUUUGUAAUAUAAUUUUCUACAUUUUUGUAGGGAUAAAGCAAAUUCAGAUUAACAAGAUUACAGUUUAUUCUUCAAUAACCUCUUCUGGAAGAGCAAUAAAUCA